Exserohilum turcica Et28A is the source of this 1525-nucleotide messenger RNA. RefSeq lists its product as uncharacterized. Gene Ontology annotation, molecular function: oxidoreductase activity. Bases 1 to 1446 code for a protein of 481 amino acids. Lineage: Eukaryota; Fungi; Ascomycota; Dothideomycetes; Pleosporales; Pleosporaceae. The record is from RefSeq and is a predicted model, not a curated record. The transcript has 2 exons.
AUGGCUUUGCCCAGCUUUUUCCAGAGGCGCACGCCCAACACCAAAGAGUGCUGGGGGUAUAGGUUCGAAUGGACGGCUGAACAUCUUAGUCCCGAGCAGAUGAAGCCUAUGAAGUUCUCGUAUGACGUGCUGGCGGAAGAGUGUCUCGAGCGUCUGAAUACUAUAUCGCCACCGCACAAGGCGGCUUUGCCGAGAAACGAUGCGAGUAGGACUGCUCUUGCGUCAGCACCGGGGACAGAAGAAGAGAAGAAAGAACCGCUGCCUGUGCCCCAGCGGGAUCUCUAUGCUCUGCUGGAAGAACAUCAUGAAUCUGAUCCGAAGCUCGCCGAGCUGUGGAAACAAGUCCACACUGUGCCCGAGUGGGUGGACUGGGAGCAGAUAGAAAGAGGACAAGACGUCUUCUAUCGAUAUGGAGGGCCUGCUCUGACUGGCCUCACAUUUCAGUCGUUGCUAGGGGGUAUGGGCGCUGCCCGAGUCGUCGAGACGCUCGCACGAACUGGAGGAUUCAGCACAAAAGUCGCAAGAGGAAGACUGUUUGAGACGACACAACACAUUCUCCAAUGCACACGAACACUCAAAGGCCUGCAGCCCGGCGGUGAAGGCUUUGCCUCAUCAAUCCGCGUCCGCUUCCUACACGCCGCUGUCCGCCACCGUAUCAUGAAGCUCGCACAGCAACGCCCCAGCUACUUUAACGUCGACGAAUGGGGCAUUCCCAUCAACGACCUCGAUCAAAUCGCCACCAUCGGCACCUUCUCCUCGACGCUCAUCUACCUCAGCUUCCCGCGCCAAGGCAUUUUCCUCCGCGAGCACGAAAUUCUCGACUACCUCGCUCUCUGGCGCUACAUCGGCUACCUCAUGGGCACCCCAGACGAGUACCUGUCGACGCCAGCCAAGGCAAAAGCCAUCAUGGAGUCUCUGCUAUACCACGAAGUCUCGCCGUCCGAAAUGUCAAAAACAAUGGCCAACAACAUCAUCUAUGCACUCAAGGAAGAGCCCCCUACCUUUGCCUCCGCAGACAUGCUCACCGCAAGCGCCCGCUGGCUCAACGGAAACCAGCUUUGCGACCGCCUGGGCCUCAAGCGCGUCUCGCCAUACUACUGGUCCCUCAUGGCGGGCCAGUGCCUCUUCUUCAUCUUCUACUGCUACACGUACCGCUUCUUCCCCGCUGCAGACCGCUUGCGCAUCGACCGCGCAAAAGACAUCUUCUGGGCCCUCAUUGUCAAAGCGAAGUGGGGGCUCGCUGGAACGGAGACGGCGUUUGAAUUUAAAUACGUGCCGCAGUUUGAUACGCUGACGCAUCUGGGUGACCUUGGUGAGAGAAAGAAACAGCCGUAUAGUAUUGAGAUGCGGAAUCUCAAGGCGCUGGGGAUUGGGAUGGGCGUGGUGGCUGUUGGCACUAUUGUCUCGGUGAAGUUGGCUUUACAUCUUGUGGGGAGGCUGUGGUAGGAAGUAAGUAGGUGAGUAGGUGAUAUCACUUUGGUUGUGAGGUCUUGGAUAUGAGAGAGGUGAAUUUUUUUGUAUGAAG